Rubroshorea leprosula is the source of this 2084-nucleotide messenger RNA. The record is from the annotation of a GenBank genome assembly. Lineage: Eukaryota; Viridiplantae; Streptophyta; Magnoliopsida; Malvales; Dipterocarpaceae.
CUAAAACACACCACAAGCCCUUCUUCCUUCAGUUUAUUUCCUUUGUCAAAUUCAUUAACCUCUUCACCGUCACACGUUAAACCAUGGUGGAGAGUGGCUUCUCCUCCCCUCGAAGCGACCCGUUCCCCUCUGGCCUUCGUGUUCUUGUUGUUGAUGACGAUCCAACCUGGUUGAAGAUCCUUGAGAAGAUGCUCAAAAAGUGUUCUUAUGAAGUAACUACUUGUUCUUUAGCAAGAGAUGCUCUGAACAAGCUUCGUGAAAAGAAAGAUGGUUAUGACAUUGUGAUCAGUGAUGUCAACAUGCCUGACAUGGAUGGAUUUAAACUUCUAGAGCAUGUUGGACUUGAAAUGGAUCUUCCUGUUAUUAUGAUGUCUGUUGAUGGAGAAACAAGAAGAGUGAUGAAAGGUGUUCAGCAUGGAGCAUGUGAUUACCUUCUUAAGCCUAUACGAAUGAAAGAGCUUCGCAACAUUUGGCAGCAUGUAUUCAGGAAAAGGAUACAUGAAGUGAGAGACAUAGAAAGUCUGGAAGGUUUAGAAAGUAUUCAUAUGACAAUAAGUGAUUCAGAUCUGUCUGAGGAUGGGAAUCUGUUCAGCAGAGAGGAUGCAACAUCAGCGAAGAAAAGAAAAGAUGCAGAAACCAGGCAUGAUGACAAAGACUUCAGUGAUCCUUCUACCAAGAAAGCUAGAGUUGUUUGGUCAGUAGACCUUCAUCAAAAGUUUGUCAAAGCUGUUAAUCAUAUUGGACUUGAUAAAGUUGGUCCUAAGAAAAUUCUCGACUUGAUGAAUGUUCCAUGGUUGACAAGAGAAAAUGUCGCUAGCCACUUGCAGAUUCUCACUGAAAAAAUUCCUUUCAUGCAGAAAUACCGCCUCUAUUUGGGGAGGUUGCUGAAGGAAAAUGAUGCAAAAAGCUCUGUGAUUGGAACUAAGCAUGCAGAUUCACCUUCAAAAGAUUCUACAGGAAUUUUUGGGCAUAAGAAUUUAACAAACAUGCACCAGAAUGAUGUUCUGGGUGGAAGCUAUGGUUUUCCAGUUGCUAACUCACUUGUCCAGAGUGUUGAUGUCAGAGGCCAUGAAGGAGACCAAAAAAGAAACGCUUCAGUGCCUGAGGCAGAUAUGAAAGGAACUUUGUCUGUAGAUCUUCCUGGUCCUCAUAAAGCCAAGAGUUCACAGAUGUGCUUUGAUGAUUCCUUUGCACCAAAUGAUUCUGGCAUGAAUUACACAUCAUUUGACCAUCCCAUCCCAUCAGGUUACUCUUUGAGUGAAAUUGCUGAGAUUCAUUUCAAGCAAGAGAGCAGACCGCUUGAUUUAGAGAACUGUUUCAACCAACUACCACUGCCUGAUCCACAGCAUCACAUUCAGAGUGAAUAUCUGCAGUCAGCUCCACCCAUCAGUUCUGGACUGUCCACAACAAAAAGAGAUGCAAGUAGCAGCAUCGAAGCCAAACCUUCAUACGAUGAGUAUAACAGAGGCAACCACAUCAAGCAUUUUGAUUCAUUUCCUGUUCAGAUGAGCGAAUCACUCAACGGUCAAGUUUUUGAGCCCAUUUCUGCUACUAUAUCAAACAUGAAAAGCCAGGGAUUCAAUCUAAAUUGCCUCACUGAUUGGGAAUCUGUGCAGAGAAACAUAUACUGGGAAGUUGAGGCACCUUUUGCACCUGUGCUUCAAGGUGAUUGUUAUGCUAUGAAUCUUGGUCUCCAGAACAUAGAUUUUACAGAGUACAGUGAUUUUACAGAGUACAUUGAUCCAACACUCUUUGCCAAAGUUCCUUCCCACCUGUAUGAUGCAUUGAGUUUUGACUACGAGCAUAUCUUUGACCCAACCGAGUGUCCUGUAAUAGACCAAGGUUUGUUCAUAGCAUGAAGUUGCUGUGUUCUUCCAUUGCAUCUUCCUUAACCUAUCUAUUAAUCGGGUAUUUUUCAACUCUAUAGAGCAUUAGGGAUGUAACUUUCCCAAUCAAUUUGGAGUGGGAUGUUGAAAAAUGUAUGAUAGUAGUGGUGAUGAACAUUGAAUAUAAUAACUCAAGUCGUUCAAGUUUUUAACAUGGCACAUGCGCCUCUCAAUGCUGUAUAAAAUGUUAUACAUAGA